Messenger RNA from Grammomys surdaster, 1092 nucleotides. Its product is annotated as sialic acid-binding Ig-like lectin 11. Lineage: Eukaryota; Metazoa; Chordata; Mammalia; Rodentia; Muridae. Gene Ontology annotation, cellular component: plasma membrane. The record is from RefSeq and is a predicted model, not a curated record. Gene Ontology annotation, biological process: cell adhesion. Gene Ontology annotation, molecular function: sialic acid binding. Bases 1 to 1092 code for a protein of 363 amino acids. The transcript has 6 exons.
AUGCUGUGGGGGCUCACAUACUUUCUUCUGCUGUAUUUGGGAUUUCUUCCUCCAGUUUUGGUUGAUAUCAAGAAGACAGCAAUGGAAGAUGGUCUAUGCAGUACAGUUCCUUGUGUGAUUGAAUUUUCCAAGGCACCUCUCAGAAAGCCCAUGAUUGUGAGCUAUAGGUUUAAUGAAAAUAUCAGCUUCCAUGUUGGUGCCAGCCAGCCCAGUGUCCCCAUGGGUGAUCUUUCCACAAAGGAGCUGGAAUACUGUAUCCUGCUGACCCACAGUGUGCUCAGAAGAAAACACAUGACUGACUCACUCUAUGUGGGUCUAGGAGCUCUGAAAGAUCUGACCCAAACCCCAGAGCUUCACAUCCCAGAAAGUACUGUGGCUGGAGAGCCUGUGGCUUUGACCUGCACCUGCCAAGAACCCAAAGCUCUUUUUCUCUCCAGGAAAGGACCCAGCACGUCUUCCAACACGACCGUCUCCAUCUACCCCUCUAAAGUGCUGCCCACUGACGCAAAACCUGAGGACCAGGACACCACUCUCAGAUGCCACUUAAAGCUAUCCCUAGAUAACCUGUCCAGCAGUAAAGUGGUCAAGCUACAACUGGUCUCACCAGCCAGGCUGCUCAAGUACUCCUGUUUGCUGAAGAGGACACUCACAUGUAGCUGUUCCUUCUAUGGGAUCCCCACACCUUCGGUGCAGUGGUGGGUGGGAGGAACCCCUGUGAGUGUGAAGAGCAUCGAUGCCAUCCUACACAUGACCUCCACCACACUAGAACCCUGGACCAACAGCACCAUCCACCUCAUGUGGGAGCCAGAAAUCAUCAGGAGACUUCGCUGUGAGGGGAAAAACCAAUAUGGAGUCCAUGCUUCCAGAAUCUUCUUGAUACCAGAUAAAAGCUCUAUUUCCAGUGUGUUCCUGAGAGGACUGAUCCAGGGCAUUGUGUAUGGGACCAUAGCAUCUACUUUAUUCCUCUUCUUCCUCGUUGUGCUGGUAAUGAAGAUACUUAAUUGGUGGGCGGAAAAUCAAACUUUCAAGAACAAAGAAGCCCCAGUUCUCAAGAAACCAGUUUUGGGAGGAGCCAUCCCAGCUGAAGUCUGA